GCUUCGGACACGAUCGACAACGUGAAGGCCAAGAUCCAGGACAAGGAGGGCAUCCCCCCCGACCAGCAGCGCCUCAUCUUCGCGGGGAAGCAGCUCGAAGACGGCCGCACGCUCAGCGACUACAACAUCCAGAAGGACCCUUCUCCUCCAGAGUCCACGCUGCACCUGGUCCUGCGCCUCCGCGGGGGCGUGAUCGAGCCGUCCCUGGCGGUGCUGGCGCGCAAGUACAACUGCGACAAGAUGAUCUGCCGGAAGUGCUACGCGCGUCUGCCGGCGCGUGCUGUGAAUUGCCGCAAGAAGAAGUGCGGCCACACCAACUACCUGCGCCCGAAGAAGAAGCUGAAGUGA
Molecule: messenger RNA, 348 nt
Organism: Prorocentrum cordatum
Lineage: Eukaryota; Dinophyceae; Prorocentrales; Prorocentraceae
Source: the annotation of a GenBank genome assembly